Molecule: messenger RNA, 5369 nt
Organism: Galleria mellonella (greater wax moth)
Lineage: Eukaryota; Metazoa; Arthropoda; Insecta; Lepidoptera; Pyralidae
Gene: Rnb
Product: armadillo repeat-containing protein 5
Exons: 12
Coding region: 1407-4202 (931 amino acids)
Biological process (GO): anatomical structure morphogenesis
Cellular component (GO): cytosol
Molecular function (GO): protein binding
Source: RefSeq, a predicted model, not a curated record
UCCAUUUUUUUAUCUAUUAUAUAAAUAAGUUAAUGUAAGCACCAGUUGCCAAUAAACUGAACAGUCUACAGUAAAUAACAAGCUUGUAAUUACAGAUGCCAUGAGUACUAGACCAGAAGUGGCUUUAAACAUAUUACAGUACUUAAUAAUGUAUCUGUAUUGUAAUACCUUACCCCUCUUCAUACAGGAAAAGACUAAAGUCAGCAUGCUUCAAAUUAGUUGCCAUAACUGGGAAGAACUCAUUGCAAUCACUGAUGCUCAAAACCCUUGAAGAACUAACAAUGAGUAAUCCCAUUCUAAGAAUGCCAGAAGAUGACAUGAUCUCAGAAUGCAAUUUUGAUAAUAAUUAAAAAAUUUAAAUAUCUGAAAGAGACAAAUGGAGUAAAAUCUACCUACCAUCUCACUCCUAUGACCUAUUUUGGUUCAUAGAUGGGUCCAAAACAUGAAAAUGUGGGAUAUGGUAUCCAUGAUAUUGGGCCAAUAGUCCACACAUCUUUAAACUUACAUAAGUAUGCCACAAUCUUUCAAGCAAAAAUUGUGGUCAUAAUAAGAUGUGUAGAAAAAAAUAAAUUUUUUCAUUACAUACAUAAUAAGAUAUUUCUUUACUCGGAUAAUCAAGCUAGUACUUGACUUACUGCUAUAAAAAUUGCAUAAUGUUAUUAAACAACUUGGGUAGUAGAAAUAACAUUAUCUUGAGAUGGAUCCCUGGUCACUCAAACAUUUAUGGAAAUGUAACAGCUGACCAAAUAACAAUGAAAGAGACAAAAACUGCCCAAAUAGGACUAAAACCUUACUGUGCUAUAUCUUGAAGUCCAAAGCUUAGACAUCUGAAACUAGAAAAUUCAAAAGCAGCAAAUACUGCUGGCUUUUAUUGCCAGGAUGAAACCACUUGAAAACCCUGACUACAGGGUUUCAAGAAAAUUACUCCAAGAAAUUGACUCUUACAAGGGCUCUCACUGGAUACUGCAAACUAAAUAUAGUCCAACUAGACUUAUGCCCAAAAACUGUUUGCAGGUUUUGUCAUGAUGAGGAAAAAAUGCCACAGCUGAUAAUUUGUAGCUGCAGGCCACUUAUAUACAAACAAUACAUCUCCUUUGGAAAGUAUACUUCAUAUUCUGAGGAGAUAAAUAAACAUCACUGCUAAGAACAUCUGUAGAUUUUUAUCACCAAUAGGAAUUAGCAGUGAACUUUAAAACAGGGUGGGAAAACUAAAUAGUUUUGGCCCAUUGGUGUCUAUACUUAAAACUGUUUGUCGAGAUAGUAUUGUGGGAAGAGCAUGUCGUGUUAUUGGUAAUCUAUCUCAGAGGACCACCAAUGCAGAGGCACUACACAAUCAUGGUGUUGUUACAGCACUUGUUACACUUAUUGAGAACAGAGAUAAAAACACAUCAUAUCCUACACUUACAAUGGCUGUCAGGGCUAUCAGACAACUGUGGAUGAUUGUAGACAAAAGAGAAGAAAUGCUCAGUGUAAAUGCUGUUCGUUGUGUUGCUAUAUUACUUACAACAGAAUGUGAAUCGGCUGGCAUUAUAAAAUCUACCAAUCCCAAUAGAGAAACUGAGGGCAUCAGAAAGAGUCAAGAAGAGUUGAUUGUUGGCAUUUUAAAAUGUUUAGGAUAUUUUACAACACAUGCAACUUUGCAGUGUGCAGAACAGAUUCAAGGUGAUGGUAGAGGUUACCAAUGCCUAGUUGCACUUACUAAGACAUAUGAGUCAACAGCAUUAAAGUGUCUCAUGAAUUUAUGUUACCUUUCACAAUGUAGACCGCUACUUGGCACUGCAGGCUUAGUGGAGUGUCUUGUUGGUAUAUUGCAGAAGAUUUCAGAGGUGACAUGGUGGCCGGAAGGUGGAGCUCGUGCCCUCGCCCAACUCAGUGGCGAGUCAGUGAACCGUUCUCGUCUACGACAUUGCGGCGGGCUGCCCUUGCUAGUAGCUGCGGCACGGGUUCAUCCGUCUGCCAUGCAUGCUCUUUUACAAUACGUUUUUGAUGACACAUCGUUUCAAAUUCUUGUCAAUGAAGGCCUUAUUAGUUUAUUAACUGAUGAAUUAACAAAAUAUCUGACUACAAUGAAUUAUGAACACAGCAAUAUGGAAAAUGCAGAGAUGUUGAGUGAAACUACUAAUUUACUAAAGGUAAAAGAGAAUACAGAGAACAGCAUAAAAUUGGAUAGUCCAUCGCAAGCGGGCAGUUCAGCUACUAAUAGCUCAGAAACUAAAGGCAGCCUGUUCAUGCGACGAAAAAGCCAAUUGCUAUCUAAAAAUGAAGACGAAUUAAAAGUAAUAAUUGAAAGAGAUAAUAUGAUUGUUGGGUUUGUUGAUGCUGUAGAUAGUGAUGCCUCUGAUGACAGUCAAAGCGAAGAUGAGACACCUGUGCUGCACCGCAAAUGUCUUAAGAGAGCGAGAUCCGGGAGUCCUAAACUGAAAUCACAAUUGAUUAAGAUGGCUAGUAAAGAUUGGUCUGCUGGUGUUUAUUGGGAGCCAAAGAGUCCUGAAUGGCCAUCUUCUACACAGCCAUCAGGAUCACGUGGCGCGUUGAGUCCAGAUAGAGGAGAUUACGGACCUCUUUCUCCAUAUUCAGAUGGAAAUCAGUCUGGUUUUAGUCCAGAAUAUCGGGGUUUUUCCAAUAAACGACCUAAGUGGGAUUGGAGUCCAGAGUCCGGAGUUAGUACCGGAGAAGGAAGUUCGGCGUCGCCAUAUUGGACCGAGUAUCAGUGGAGUCCAAGUAGCUCAGGCAGUCCAACUUCUCCUUUUAGUGUUAAUGAAGAUAGUUCUGAUUCGGAAAUAUCAGGUCGUUACUCUCCGGUGUGCAGUGAAACUGAGGGUGACGCAAUAGACUUAGCCGUCGCCAAGAACGUGGCCGCAGAACUAGAUGCCGCGCAGGUCGCCCAAGAUUUGGAUGAACUCAUAAUGGAUGAUGAUGAGAGCGUCGAUGAAGAGGUGCCUUUAGAAGAAGGUGCAAAUAAAACAGAUAUUAGUACAAAAUCGUCUCCCAUAGCUUGUGUACUGGUUCUAUUGUUUCGCGUAUCGCACGGUGCUUGUAACUACGGCGGCAUUCGUGAGGACCCAGUGCCAAACCAUACGCUAGAAUUGCUUACAGGAAAGGAGUGCUUGAAUGCAUUGCUCGAUUAUAUUGAAAGAUGCAAACGGCCAUUGGGUAGGGCAGCUCGUAUUUUAGCCAGGGUGUUAAGCAAUGCACUUUGUUUAAUGAGCAUAUUGAAACAUAGAUUAGCUCUUAGAUUACAUAACAUGUCAGUGAGUUCCAAGCAUCCGCCUUUUAAAUGUACACAAUGCAAACAAAUAGUAAGAUUAAGUGCAAAAUUAUUGGCUCAGCUGACGAUUCUUGCCGAAUCCAGUUAUGGUAUUGGAGAAAUUAGUUAUCAGCUACUAAAAGGGAGUUCUGCUAUGAAACAAACCCUUUCCCUUACACUGCCAUACAUUGUAAGAACCGAAAAGCCUUUGAAAAAAUAUUUCAUUGAUUGUAACGCGUUGAAUUUUCUAUUCGCAAAUAUUGCGGAAUCAAAAGAAGAUAUUAAAGAUUGUGUAACUGCAUUAGUAAAAUUGGCAACGAAUGUGCAAAUAAAAGAUCCAAAAACACUUGAAAAUCGAUUUAAAGAUAAACUUUGCGUUAGUUACGAUCCCAUACUGGACAAUUUGGCGGUGGACGAUAUAGUUACAUUCGAAUUAGACGACUCAUCAACCGUGAAGGCGAACAAAUUAUUUUUAUGUCAAAAUUCAGAAUAUUUUAGUGCUAUGCUGAUGGGUUGUUUUAAAGAAUCAGUAGAGAGUUGCGUCCGUUUAACUGAUGUAACAAAACCAGCUCUCGAAUACCUAUUUACACUUUUGCAUUGUGGGUUAAAUAAUUCUAAAAGCGAUGUACAAGUCUUCCCUAUGGCCGAAAACUUAGAAACUAACUUAGAAGUACUUUUAUUAGCUGAUAGAUAUUUAUUUGACAAGUUAAAAGAACUAUUGAGUAGUGCCAUAUUACAAUUUCAGUUAACUCCCGAAAAUGUUGACAAAAUUUAUAUAUGGUCACUGAGUAAAGGGAUGGGAUUCUUAUGCGUUGAGUCAGUUGCGUAUUUACUAACUGGAAAAAUGUGCGAGACAGUUCGUACACGGUCCUUCGAAACCAUACUCAAUUUAGAAUACAGAGAUCAGUGGUUGGAUGAUAUUAAGGGAAUGAUUCGAAGACAGCUAGUAAAAUAGAUAAUAUUGUACCAUCGGAUUUUAUUAGAAAUAUUCUUAUAUCGUUUUUCUGAGACUAUUUCAGAACAGAUUCAAUAAAUACGUAUUUAAAUGUGUAUUGAGUCCCACAUCACACAAUACUCAAAUGGAAUAUGUAUCAUAUAACUUGUCUAAGAUAGACAUUAGUAUAUGAGACUACAUUCCAUGUUCAGUAUUUUUUUUUACUACGAUGAUGAUAAGCAUACAGCCUGCUUAUGGACAUCCGCAACACCAACUGUGUUACAUGCGUACUGCCAAUCCUGAAGAAACCUCAAUACGAAUUAUGAAGAAUUGCAUGCUAUAGUCAUUCACAAUAAGAGCGUUCAUGAGAUGAAACUUUUCUAAUAUUGCACUAAACGCGAUCAUUUAGAUACUAAGUUUGGAGAGGAAAUUCCUUUAAAAACCAUAUUUAAAAGCGUAGUUUUAUUGUUUUGAAUCGCAUUUAAAUUUUAUUAAAGUGAAUUGUAAAUUCCAAUAUUAUGAAACUUACAUUUUUUACUUAGAUACGAGGUUUGUCCGGAAAGUACGUAUAAAAGUUUUUUAAAAAUUUUAUUUUACAAUUAUUCAGGUAAAUCAAUUUUAUCCCCUUCAAAGUACUCCCCCUGUGACAUAAUGCACUUGUGCCAACGCCGUUUCUACUGUGAGAAGGCUCCUUGAAAGUCCUCUGGUUGUAGGUUUCUCAGCUGCCCCGUCGUAGCUUUUUUUAUCUCAUUUAUGUCCCCCAAAUGCCGCCCCCGAAGUACCAAUUUGGUUUUUGGGAACAAGAAGAAGUCACACGGGGCCAAAUCCGGUGAAUAGGGGGGGUGUUCGGUCACCGUAAUGGAAUUUUUACUCAAAAACUCACGGACAACAAGAGAGGUGUGGGCAGGGGCAUUGUCGUGGUGAAGAAUCCAACGCCCCUCUCGCGCCAAUUCUGGACGAACUCGUGCCACACGAGCUUUGAGGCGUCUGAGCACAUCGACGUAGAAUUUUCCAUCAACUGUCUGGCCUGGAGGGACGAAUUCUUGAUGGACAAUCCCCCGAACAUCGAAAAAAACAAUCAACAUUGUCUUGACAUUUGAGCGGGAUUUUCUUGAUUUUUUUGUUCGUGGUUCCCCGGAUGUCUUCCACUCUUUGCUUUGGGAUUUUACUGUUCUGAGAUCGGCAAAA